GUUGGCAGUAGACGAUAGGACUUGCUAUGAGUUUAAAUUAUGGACAGAAAGAUACCAGCUGGAAUUUAGGAACUUUUUUUUUACAGUAAGAGUUUUUUACAGUAACAAUUAUUCAUGCCCCGCCCCCAUGAUGCGCGGCCACACUCCCAUCAUGCCCUGCCCAGCCUCAUUGGUACUACUCCACUGUUUGAAUCCCACCACCAUGGGAACCUGUUACUAAAAUUUUUGGAUCCCACCACUGAGACUAUCUUUACAUUUUACCUAUGCUCCACCGAGCAAAUUGAUAUCUGUAGUGCAGACAUCAGGUAGGGAAACCAGCCUCCAUUUCCAUUGCCUGUAGGACUGCUGAGGGAUUGUGGGGGAUGUUUUAAAAAGCAGUGUUGCACUGUCACUUCCAGCCAGGUCCUGCCUGUGCACCAGUGGAGUUGAUGGGGGGAGUAGUGUGGCCAGAUCCAUGAAGACUAGUUUCAAGAAGCAAAUACCCAAAAGUGGCUUAAUGUUGCCCAUGUGACAUCAACACAACACUCUAGGAUUCAGGUAGGAUUUGUCUGAAUCCUAGACUGUUGCAUUGCCAUUACACCAACAACAAGAACAUGAUGUCUGGCUAUUUGCCAGAAGUGAUGUCAUACCAGUGACAUUCCCCCUGGCCUCAAGAAUGGCACAGAGCUUACCAGCAGAAUCUCUCCUGAUGUCUUUCCUACCUCUACUAAUUCAGUUCUUUGUUCUAGAGUCAAGAGGGGAUUAUCCUGAAGUUAUAAGAUUAAAAAAACAUGACCAAUGGCAUGUGUUGUGGCAGAGGCGUGUGAUUAGUAAUGCAGAUAUGUAACUGCUAAAGAUUAAUGUCUUCCUUGUUCAGGUUAUUCAGGCAAUAAUUUUUUAUUCCUCAUAAUUGUUUGUCAUCCAGAACUAUUAACUAAGCCCAGCCCAUUCAGACUAAUACAUAAGACUCGCAUUUCCAUUCUGAUUAUGUCCAGAGAACUUCAGUAAUAGCUUACAACUAGAAUAAUAGCAAAAGUACAAUCCAUGUCCCGCGCUCACACAGCCAAGGAAGUAACAAAGCUGGAUACAGGAAGAAGUCAAAAUUAUCAGUACUCUACCUUUGAUUCUAAUGGUAUAUCUUUAUUUCAAGCUCCAAAGAACUUCUGUGGGCUGAUGGGUGAAGGUAAGACCAACUUGACUGUUUUCUUUUAAGAAGCUAUAAGACAAAGAAUGCCUGUUCCCUUUUCUCUUCCAGCUUGAUCAAUUGAACCUUCCGGUAAAGUAGCAGAGAUUAACAGAAGGGUAUCUUACAAAAAUUGAUAGAAGGUAACAGACAAAUAUUGGUGGUGGUAAAUUAAGAGCCAUUCUCUCCUUUCUUUGAAAUAACUUUAACAUGUUCAACCACUCAAAGAACACACUUUGUCCAAAAAGCAUAGCCCUGUGUUUUUGUUUACACACAUUUCACUCCUAAAAUACUAGAACAUUAUUUGUAUUAAAUGAUAUCAGAAAUGUGAGCUCUAUCUCCUUGACCAGAUGGACAGUAGUGUGACAACCAAAUGAGUUCAAUUAGCUAACAGUUUCUAGUAUUAGGUACAGAUUGAAUAUAUAUUAGAAACCCAGCUAGUACAUCUAUUAGAGAGGUGCAGAUGGCAGUGUUUUUCUUGGGAAACUAUGAGAAUGUUCUUUUUCAAAUUCUUAAGUGAUGAUUCUCUUGUUGCAGCCCAUGAGGGAUGAGAACACAGCUUUCAGUUGCUGGCUCCAUAUCACAUCACUGAAAGUUCCCCUUGGACAAAAAACACAAGAUGGCUGCUUUCCUUGCAGAAAACUUUCGCUUCCUCUCACUAUUCUUCAAAAGCAAAGAUGUGAUGAUUUUCAAUGGCCUAAUUGCCUUGGGCACAGUUGGAAGCCAGGAAAUUUUCUCAGUAGUUGCAUUCCAUUGCCCCUGCUCCCCAACCAGGAACUACAUCUAUGGACUGGCUGCCAUAGGUGUCCCAGCCCUUGCUUUGUUCCUUAUUGGUGUUGUCUGGAACAGCCACACUUGGAACCUGGUAGCUGAGUGUCACAGACGAGGAACCAAGAACUUUUCAGCAGCAGCAACUUGCUUGAUCUUUGGUUCAGUCAUGGGACGAGCUGCAGUGGCUCCUGUCACAUGGUCGGUGAUCUUCCUGCUUCGUGGAGAGGCCUACGUCUGUGCCAUGAGUGAAUUCAUGGAUCCUACCUCCUUGUAUGAAUUUCCACCAGGCUACGGACCAGAUAUCAUGGCCAGAUUCCCUUGUGGUGAUCUGCCAGGAAACUUGACAGCAUUUAAGGAUGAAGUUAUAAGGCAAUUAAAAUAUGAAUCUCAGCUUUUUGGGUGGAUGCUCCUUGGUGCAGUUGCUGUUCUAGUGUUUCUCGCCCUGUGCCUGAAGCAUAGCUGCUCACCACUCAGCUACCGGCAGGAAGACUACUGGGAUCAGUACCGCUCCAAUGAGUCCAAACUAUUCCAUCGCACUGCAGAGGUGCACUCCAAGGUCAUGGCUGCCAACAACGUCAAAAAAUUCUUUGGUUUUGUAUACUUAGAUAAGGAAGAGAAGGAACUGGUACAGGAGUACCCUGUGGAGGAUGUUCAGCCCAGGCCACAAUGGGACUCCAUCACUGGGGUUUAUAUCUAUCGGGAGAAUAAAGGCUUCCCUCUCUACAGCCGUCUUCAUAAAUGGGCCAAAGGUACGAUGGGAUGCAACUCUGGUCCAGAUAACCAGGAAACGGUUUUCCUUGCUGCCUAAGAUAAGUGAACAUGUCCAGGAGAAUCUUCAUAAGCCAGUUUUAUCUGUUAACAAAGAUCUCAACUAGUGCAUAAAGCUAUUUGUUAACUACCAUCUAAGUGACACAGGUAACUUAUACCUCAUGGGACUUGAAUUGAUAACCAGUGGCAAUUGUUUCUUACUGGGGAGUUCUCCUCUAAAAGAUCUCAGUUUUGCUGCUGUGGCAGAGGUGGCCUGGUGAAGCUUGCUUUUUGGUUGGCAGCAGGGUUUGCAGAUGCCAGGCCCAGAGAAGUCCUCAUAAGAUACAUACAAGUAGACAAGCAAUGUUUCUCCUCAUUUAAGGCACAAAACAAUCUUAUCAAGCUGAUUUACCUUUUUGACAGCUACUACCUAACUUGUAUUUAGCACCUUUCCUCUAGAAAGAUUCAAACCAGAGUUUGGACAUCAAAACAAAGCCACAAAUAAUAUUACAUUGGCCUAUUAUGCAUGCAAUCCUUACCCCACAGCUCUUUUCACUUCAGUGGGUUUUUCCUGGUCGUCUGUCUAAACUAGGGAUUCUCCCACUGAUAGGCAGCCCCAGCCAAGCCAACCACUUCUCACCACUGUAUUGCCUUUUUUGGUUUGUUUUUGGCCAUACAUUUUCUAAAAAAAUCAAAGAAAUCCUUCAGGCUGCUGUGCUGGGCCAAAGAGUGGUAGGAACUGAUAUUUGGUGGGUGGGGGAGGUGGGGUAAGUAAAGUCAAAGUGAGCUAAGGAAAAGUCACAUUUUUAGAGGCUUUGGAAAGCAUGGGGUUUCUCUUUGUGAAUGAGUUAGGGGGGAAUAUGUGUGCUACCAAGAACCUGACCCAAAGGGAGUGUACGCUCACUGCGGGGCAGACCACAAGUGCAUAAAUGGCCACAGAUGACUAACUCAGGAACUUUACUGCUGCCUGGCAGGAUUUAAGUGGAGAAAAUGGAAGUGGUGGAAUUCUGCCUUUGCAUGCGACAGAUGCUCUGCUUUCCUUCUCUUUGGUAUUUAAAAGCAGAACUGGAUUGAAUUAUCUCCUUUGACUCUACUUUGAAAUGGCACAUCUGUAUUAUUGCACUACAAAGUAGGUUUUCCACUUUGGCCACCUAUGCUGCACUUUACACAACAGAAGCACAAUUUCUUGCUCUGAGGAUUUAACAAACACAGCAACUUUUACUCUUCCUAUCACUACUAAAGGCAAAUUUAAUAGUUGGAAAUGGGGCAGUCCAAAGACAAGGCAAGGGUUGCUACAUACUCAGGGGAUUUCUCAGGCAUGCAGAAAAAAACUUUUAUUAAAAAAAAACUCCCUUCUCUCUCCUUCAAAUGCACAAUCCUGAUGAAGACUGAGUCUUUUGAUUUCCCUGUCAGAGACUCAGAACUGAGUUCAGUUGAACAUUAAAGAAAGAUUAAAAAAAGAAUUGGGAAAGUUGCUCAAUAUCUUGCAGGGAUCCUGAAGGGAGAAAUUUCCAGUCACUUAUUCUCUGCCCCCCAUGAUUUCUUGCAAGACCCCAAUUUAUUAUUCCCUUUAGUCAGAAAUCUUGCAUGCCUUAUAAAAAUUUGAGGUCAUGCUUUCAGAAGGAACACCAAUGCAGACAGUCUUCUAGAUAAGAAUCAAGUAUUGCUGGCUGUGGCAAAGAACUUUAGAUACAUAUCUUUAUAACAAGUUUCAAUUCAACUUUCUAGGUAACCAAGUGCUGACAUAUUAAGUUAAAGGUGUAUUCCGUCCCCUAUAUCUGUGUAUUCAUUUGAUCUACUUGGAAGCAUACUGGUUACACAUUUUUCUGUUAGAUGAGCAACCUCUCAUCCCCUGCCUUCAGAUGUAGACUGCUCCUACACAUUCAAGAUCAAAUAACCUUAUACGAACAGCAGUUAAAAAGCUUAUUAAAAAACCGUAAGAUGAACAUGGGAACACUAUUGGAUGACAUAUUCAAUAUAUUAUAGUAAUAUUUUACUUGUUCCUCCUAACCCUCUUAAGAAGGUAACAGAAACCAAAGCUUUGGCCUAUUAAAUACAGGUAGUCACAAUUCACAUUUGGAGAAGACUAUGUCAUAAAAAUGCAAUUACUCAGCUCAAAGGCAGAAGGUUGUAAUUGGUAGAUAACAUUCAUCAAGAUAGUUCUGAUGCUUCAAUAUAAUCUGUGACAGCAAAACCAUUAUUCCCUGCAUAAAGACAAGUCAUGUUAUAAGGACAAGAGAACAAAAAACAGAUGAAAAGUAGUCUCCACACAAUUUACUCAGAACACUAAAUAUUCGUUAGGUUCAGUUAGCACCAUGUUGUUCUCUUUUAAUCUUUGCUAAAGUAUAAAUGUACAAUAUUCUCAGUAAAAAUCUUAAUCAGAACUCAGUUCCUGUAUAUGCAAAUGGUACUUGUUGAUUGACUCAGCAGCCAGCUUAAGAUGAGAAAAAGCAGCAAACAUCUUUCUUUUCACAACUGAGGACUCUAGCAUAAUUUAGUUUGAUUUGAUGCCUUUUCUUUCUCUGGGUCUUUUUAAAACUGUUGCAAAGUUUUUAAGUUCUUCUUUGAAUUAGCAAUUUAGCACAGAAUAUACAUUGCCGUCAUGUGCACAAUAUAUAUACCCUGUUUCCCCAAAAAUAAGCCCUAGCAUGAUUUUUCAGGAUUUUUGGAGGAUGUUUGAAAUAUAAGCCCUACUCCAAAAAUAACCCCUAGUUACAGAUUCCCCGGUGCAGCUG
Molecule: messenger RNA, 5415 nt
Organism: Sphaerodactylus townsendi
Lineage: Eukaryota; Metazoa; Chordata; Lepidosauria; Squamata; Sphaerodactylidae
Gene: CALHM2
Product: calcium homeostasis modulator family member 2
Exons: 2
Coding region: 1782-2741 (319 amino acids)
Molecular function (GO): monoatomic cation channel activity
Source: RefSeq, a predicted model, not a curated record